This is a messenger RNA of Zonotrichia albicollis (white-throated sparrow), 521 nucleotides long. Lineage: Eukaryota; Metazoa; Chordata; Aves; Passeriformes; Passerellidae. The record is from RefSeq and is a predicted model, not a curated record.
CUUCCUCUUCGUCACCUUCCUGGAGAUUCUGCCCCAGGAGUUGGGGGUGCCGCGGAAUCGCAUCCCCAAGGUGAUCCUGAUCCUCGCCGGCUUCGCGUUGGUCAGCGCCAUCCUCUUCGUCAAGGGAUGAGAUCUGCCGGGAUCUGCGCCCGAGCCUUGGAGGAUCCCGUGGGAUUCCUGUACCCCGAAGUGCCAAAGUGCCUCUCCCAGCUCUGUGCCUCAGUUUCCCUCUCUGACCUGUCCUCUUUCCCAAGCCCAGCCUGGGACCCCAUUCUUGCUCCCACCCUGCACCCCCCUUUUCCAAAGUGCCAAAGUGCCUCUCUCAGCGCUGUGCCUCAGUUUCCCCACAAGGGAUCGGUGCUGUGACCCCCCCCAGGACACCGGGAGGGGGUGAGUGUCCCCCCCACACCCCAUAACCACAAGUGCCCUUACAGACUCCCCCGGAUUUGGGGGUGUUGGAUGAAGCAAAUAAAGAACUGAACCCCAAAUUGCUGCCUGUGCCUGGGGAGGGUGGGACGGAA